Molecule: messenger RNA, 3799 nt
Organism: Labrus mixtus (cuckoo wrasse)
Lineage: Eukaryota; Metazoa; Chordata; Actinopteri; Labriformes; Labridae
Gene: pwwp2a
Product: PWWP domain containing 2A
Exons: 2
Coding region: 44-2638 (864 amino acids)
Cellular component (GO): nucleus
Molecular function (GO): histone binding; chromatin binding
Source: RefSeq, a predicted model, not a curated record
GGAAGGCGGGGCAAGCGGCUGCUCGGCAGCACAGCGGAAGAAAAUGGCGGCCGUGGCUGCAGAGCCAGGAGCUGCUUCGGUUCCUCCGACAACAAAAACCGACAACGAGGGCCCGUUAGACCAGGACCCGGCGUCACCCGGACUUAGAGUAGCCCCGCUGGAGGCACCCGUGCCGCGGGAGUCGGGCGCCGCCGUCGAGCUGGUCGUGUCCCGGGUGGAGGAUGGAGCCGAGGCGGAGGAGCGCCGCCAUGUCGGGCCAGAGCCUCGGCCCGCGGCGGGAAAAGAGCUCGCUGAUCCCGGGGAUGUAGUCCAGAACCUGCCGGGGGAUCGGGACGGUACAGACCUGUUCUCUCCGGGACUCCUGGGAGAACCGGAGGGCGGUGGUAAUGUGUCCCGGAGCUUGCGGGCUGAUCCACAGCCCCCCGCCGUCUUCCUGCACUCUCUCCCGGCCCCGCCGCCUCAAACCGAGGCCGGACUGUCCCUGGACGAACCGGCGGAGCCGACCACUAACGGGACCACCAACCGGGAGACGAACCGGACGGAACCGGGCCGGGAACGGGGCUACAGGGUACAACCGGAUUUCAUGCAAGGGACUGCGGAGGACGGCCUGCUGUUGGUCCCGGACAGUCCAGACCAGGCGCGCGAGUCAGAGCAGCUUCCGGUUUGCGGGCCGCCCGACUCCACCGAGCCCGGACCAGAACCCGGACCCUCCGUUAAAGACCUGAGCCCCGGGUCCGAGGUCCGGGUCUGUCUGGAUCACGUCAUCGAUGACGCCCUGGUGGUGUCCUUCCGGUUGGGAGAGAAGGUGUUCUCAGGUGUUCUGAUGGACGUUUGUAAAAGGUUCGGACCGUAUGGUAUCCCCAUCACCAUGUUUCCCAGACGAGAUGACCGGAGUGGACCUCAGCUCUCAGUGCCGUCACCACCGGUUGCCAUUGACAACCAUUCUGUCAAACAGGAAGAGGUCACUACCCCCCAUCACCCCUGGACCUCCAAACCGCCACCGCUGUUCCAGGAGGGGGCACCAUAUCCCCCACCUCUGUUCAUCAGGGACACAUACAACCAGGCCUUACCUCAGCCCCUGCCGCGCAAGAUUAAGAGACUGAAGCGGCGCUAUCGCUGCGAGGAGCCCACGUCCAUCAUGAACGCCAUCAAGCUCCGCCCCCGUCAGGUGCUCUGUGACAAGUGCAAAGGUGUGGUGGCAUCAGGGGGACACAGGGAGGCACGGCGCAGUGCGGUUGACUUGAGGGGAGAGGAGGCGUCCCGACGGCGGCGACCGGCAGAGGGGCCUAUCUCCUCUGAGGUCAAACGACUGAAGACUGACGACAGGGCGUCACGUCCUGCUGCUGACCGCCGGCCUUCAUCAGCAUUACGUGUGACAUCAUCAUCAACUUCAGCUCGCCGCGUUCUAAGGGGUGUGGACUCAGCAGCCUCCAGCAGAAUGUGUCUGAACUCAAAGAAGGUUCUGGACAAACGUUCUGCUGUCGACCGCUCCAAAACACGCGCAGUCCUCAACAAGCUGGUCACUCCCCCACGCCUGGCCCCGCCCCCCCGCAGGCCCAAAGACCACAACCAGAACAUGAACCAGACCCACAACCACGACCAGGACAGGAUUAAGGCAGUGACCCGAGCUGCUGCCCUGCAGGACCACAACCAGAAGGUCCACUUCACCCGUCGCCUGCAGCACCUCAGCUCCGCACCCGUUAGCUCGGGCUCACCACUCCCGCCUAGAAUGCGCAUCAAACCACAAAGGUACCGUACCGACGACGGCCAAGCACCCUCCUCCUCCCCUCCCAAACAGAGUGCUCGGGCAUCGCCUCCCAAACCUGGUCUUAGCUCCGCCCCCACCCCACUUUCCACAGCCCCGCUCCCUCCUGCAGUAAUAUGUCCUCCUCUAGCGUGCACUGCCAUGGUGACUCAGGAGCUCGGCCCCCCUGAGGAGAGGGAGGCAGAGCAGAUAGGGGGAGGAGAUAAAGUGCAGGUAGAGGAUCCUCCCCCUGCCUCCUCUUCCUCUUCCUCCCUGGACUCCUCCCACUCAGAGUGCAGCUCCACAGAGACCUUUGACCUUCCCCCUCCUGGAGACCCGCCCUCCUCCUCCUCCUCCUCCUUAGGACCUCUGUGCCCCUCGUCUUCCUCCCACACACCCCCUCCCCUCAGAGCCGAGUGUGAAGAGAUGCAAGCGGGCGCAGAGGAGGAGGAUGAGGAGGGCGCUGAAUUUAAGAGGCGUCGGAAGUCCUCCACCUCGUCCUCCUCAUCCUCGUCUUCUUCGUCCUCCUCCGUCUUCUCGAAGCUCGUUUCCAAAUGUUCACUCCCUGACGGUCGCACCGUGUGCGUCGGCGACAUUGUGUGGGCAAAGAUCUACGGCUUCCCCUGGUGGCCGGCACGCAUCCUCGGCAUCACGGUUGCACGGCGUGGUGACACGGGGCUGGCUGUGCGGCAGGAGGCCCGCGUCUCCUGGUUCGGCUCCCCAACUACUUCCUUCCUGCCGCUCGGUCAGCUGUCGCCCUUCCUCGAGAGCUUCCAGUCACGCUUUGACAGGAAGAGGAAAGGGCCGUACCGCAGGGCCAUAGCUGAAGCCGCCAGUGCCGCCAAACAGCUGACACCUGAAGUCAGAGCGCUGCUCACACAGUUUGAGACGUAGCAUGAGCUGUCUUGUUGAAGCGCCCCUCCCCCUCCCCACCACUCCAGAUAUGCCCCGCCCCCCAGACAAGCACCCUCCCACACAUCUAGACUGACAACUGUCUGUGGGUCAGACACAGACAGACUGACAAUGUUUUCUGUUUCUUAUUCUGUUUCCUGUUUUGAGGGGCGGAGCUUCUGAUUAACCUGUCAGUGUUCAGUGGGGCAGUAGGCGGGGCUUAGUUUUAGACAGGUGUCAGCCAGCAGCAAAGGUUCCACUCUCCGUCACUUUCACGACAUAACAUUUCCAUCAGUUUACUGACUCUGAUUAUGUCAUAUUGAUGUCAACUGACUGUAUGUUGCUACCCAAGUGCAUUCUGGGUAACUUCAGAUUCAUUCUUCCAGCCUGACAGUUGAUUGGCUGACAGUGCUCACUGAUCAUGAUCAUGUCACACAUCUACAGCAUCAGUUAUGUUAUCCUCUGAUUAGCUUAGCUAAGCAAUGUUAGUCUUAUUAUCAUUGCUAAGCUCAGCUAACAUGCUAAGCUAGGCUUUCAGUUCUUUUUUUCUGAUAUUUCUCACUCCGGAAUCAAACCAAGAAAACCCGUUGUUCUGGUUCGAUCGUCGUCCGUGUUUGUUUGUUUGUGUGUUUUGUGCAUGGCGGCACUGUGGAACAUAGUGCCUCGCUGAUGUGUCACUUCCUGUUGUUCCUCUGGUUCUGAUGAGGAAUGAACUUUUUUCUAAACUGUGAAAACAAAGUGUUGUUCAAACUGAGGCCGGGGUCCCACACAGGGUCCAGAUGUGAGCCAUGUUUUGAUCCUCAGACGCUGAUCAGUUAUAUCAAUCGAUUAAACAAAAACACAAAUCAGAAGCUUAGAGAUGUUUUAUUUAGACAAUAUAGUGAUGUCUCACUCUGUUUGAGACUCUGUGCCUCAGUUUGUCCACAAGAUGCUGACAGGUAGGACAGGUAGGACACACUGACUGUUAGACAGCUGCUCUGCUCUCAUGAUGAUGAAGGUGGAUUUUCCCUCUCUGCUGUUUGUAGUUUCAGCUGUCAGACUCUUUUUACCGUCUGUUUGCAGAUCAGAGAUCCUGAACUAAAACUGUUGGGACAAAAUAACAGAAACCUGUGUACAUGUUCUUUUUUCUCAUGUUUUAAAUCUAUUAAAAAACUGUCAAACUUC